This is a messenger RNA of Frankliniella occidentalis (western flower thrips), 3235 nucleotides long. It is a transcript of the gene MSBP, whose product is annotated as membrane-associated progesterone receptor component 1. Bases 64 to 606 code for a protein of 180 amino acids. Lineage: Eukaryota; Metazoa; Arthropoda; Insecta; Thysanoptera; Thripidae. The transcript has 3 exons. Gene Ontology annotation, cellular component: endomembrane system; membrane. The record is from RefSeq and is a predicted model, not a curated record.
GCUUGCUCUCUCGCUCUCGCGCUGCUCCACUCAUUCUGAAAUGACGGCGUAAAUUUCGUAAAGAUGGCCAGCGAGACGAGUGCUCCCGCUCCCGAGGGCUUUUUAACGUCAAUUUUUAAUGAAAUUAUCAGCAGUCCGUUGAAUUUAGCGCUAGUCUUUGUCAUUUGUUAUCUUAUUUACAAAAUUUUUAAGAGUCGCAAUGAAACGCCUGUACAAGUUGCCCCUGAACCCCAACUGCCGAAACUCAGGAAAGAUUUCACCGUGGAAGAGAUGAAGAAAUUUGAUGGCAACGGCCCCGACGGAAGAAUUCUAGUUGCUGUCAACGGCAAAGUGUUUGAUGUGACCAAAGGAAAACGCUUUUACGGGCCAGGUGGACCUUAUGCUGCAUUUGGUGGUCGUGAUGCAUCAAGAGGAUUAGCUACUUUCUCUGUGUCAUGCGAGAAAGAAGGCUAUGAUGAUCUUAGUGACCUUAACCCCCAAGAAAUGGAGUCCGUGCGUGAAUGGGAAAUGCAGUUCACUGAGAAAUACGACUAUGUUGGACGCCUUUUGAAGGAUGGUGAAGAGCCUACCAACUACUCUGAUGAGGAAGAUGACAAAGACAAGUAAACAUUUGUAUUGUAUUUACUUGAGUAUAAGGCAUAAAACUGGUGGUCCCUUUGGUUUUUAAUUUUUAGUUACUAUUCCUGGACAAUUUAUAUGGUCUUUAUUAAACAUUGAGUUUUUAAACUAUUGAGCAAGUCCAAACUUUCAUGAUUGCUUAUAUUGGGGCCGUAUCUUGCCAGUUAUACUUGUGUGAGAACUAUGAUACUGCAUUGAUAGCAGUAUUUUGCAGAAUAUAAUUGAAAAUUAUUGAAACGGCCUACAACUAAAACUAAUGCACAGAAAAAGAGCAAGGUGUGUUAUAAAAAUUAAUUGUUUUUCCAGGAAUCAAAUGGGAAUUGGUUUUGUUAUAUCAUCUCAAAUCAUCUGCCUCUGUUAUUUUCUUCUUUUUUUUCCUGUGCAAACGAAUGACUGUUUCAAAGUCAUUUGAAUUCAUUUUCUCAGAAAUUGAUUUGUUUUGAACUUGCCUUUAUUGUAAUUUGUGAAUGGUUCAAUUUUUAUUUCGGCUGUUAUUUCUGUUAGCUCAUGGAUCUGUCCUAUGAGUGAAAGGGAGUUACGUACUUCAUACAUUCUUCAUGUUUUUAAAGUAGUCAUACUUCAUCAAACUCAUUCUCAAAUUUCUCUGUUGUGGCUGUGAUAAUAGUUCUUUUUCUUAUUGUGAGAUAAGUUAAAAUGGUUCAUUCAUUUUGAGGAUCGUAAUUUUUCAAUGUUUGUAAAUUACCUUGCCUAUUUGUUUUUCUUCCAUUCCUUUAAGUAUUAUUUUCUGUUGGGUCAAUUCUAUGAAGAGGAUCGCAAAUGGAAGCAAAUACUUAUUUUGUCAUGAGGGCAUAGUGAUACAUCAUUUAAUGAAGGGGAAAUUAUCCACUGCCUUAUAUUCAAGUGUAAAUACAGUAUCAUAACUUUUGUAUCUCAAGCGGUACAUUUUUUUCAAAAAGAAAAAAAGUUGUAUUGCCUUUUGACAUGUCAGAAAAAUUUUAAUUUGUAGUCUGUUCAAACUUAUGAAUUUCAAGAUCUUUCUUAGAUACUGUGUUUUGACAUUUCCCACCUCCAUCUGCUUCUUAAGUUUUAUAUUUUAUUGGUAAAGGGAUAUCAUAAUGGUAGCUUAUGCUUUUCUUGCAGAGAGUGCGCGUGAGCAAUGUGUAUCUUGACAAUUUUCUGCAGGACGUUUGAUGUUGACUCUUUUAUUCUAAUGAUGCGCUACUGAUAGCCUCUUUCAGUUCUGCCAUAUUUAGUACUUACAUGCUGUAACAUUUUAUGCUAUGAAUUUUAUUAAACUGCAAAGUAAUACAAUUUUGAGUCAAGCAUCAAACAUGUCAAGUGACACCGUAUGAAUGGAAUUAUCUUUUCUGUUCAUACUUAGCAUUUUGUUGAACAUGGCUAUUUCAGAACCCAGAAUGAGUGUUCCAUAAAAACAAAAUUUCCAAUAUUAUUAUUUUUAUUACUUUAUAUCGUGAAUAACAUGUGUACCUUCCUAGAAAACCUUUUUUUGUUUGUGUGUGUGGAUCAUGUGAUUGGAACUAAGUUUAUGGCUUAAUAGCUUCUGCUUGGUGGAGGUAAAUUACUUCACGAGUCUCCUAUUGUGGGAAGAGAAAUAAUUUUCUACAUCUUUGAAAUCGUAUGUGAUCUGCUGUGUGUGCUCUAGUUUUUUCCUAAAAGGAGUUUUGUAGGUUUCCUUGUUACUGAACUGCACACUUUUAUCACUCCAAAAUAAUAAAAAAAAAGGAAACUUCUUUUUGAACUCAGUAGCUUUGACAUUCUCCUUCUUAAAGCAUAGGUAUAUCCCAUUCCUCAGGGGCUGGUGAGAACUAUACAGUGACAUCAUAUGUUUGCCACCCUUGAUUGUCUGUAUUGCGAAAUCCAUGGUCACAAUAAGUAUGAGGUAAGGCCAUGAUGGUUGUCUACCUGAGUGAGUGCUUUGAUAAGAUGUUACUGUAUUUUUUUUCUAACCAAAACAUGACUUUACCAAAGUGAAUUCCAGUAGAAUGUUGGAGCAUUUUUGUAUCAAUCUAAGAUAUGUUAUAAUUGCAGCAUGGGCUGUUGUGCUGUCAAGUGGAUGCAUUGGUUAUUUGUAUGAAAGAUUCCUUAUACUCUUUUUCUCUGUACCUUUGCUGUUUCCUUUUUUUCUUAAAAUGUUUUAAAAUCUAUUUUAAUUUGUUUUCAAGUUGGACCAGUCGGAAACAAAAUGUGGUACGACCUCAGCUUACUAGAUGAUUUUCACUUGUAUUUUCUGGCUAGUCAGCUGAGCUGUCGAAUAUCAUAUUGUGCAUAGUCAUGACCAUACUGCCUUCUGUACAAAUAAUCUAUGCUGAUUGUUGUUGUUGAUUUUUUUUAAGUGUUCUGCAUAAUACGAUUUUUACUUUUCAUGUUAGUACAGUAAUGUCCUGCUUAAUAUUUGCUCCAUAUUAAUUAUAAGUUAUGUGUACCAUAGCAUUGUUUAAUGUGAUCACUUCCAGACUCAUUCAAGACUACUGUACUGUAUCUUUUUGUAGUUAGGUUUUUAUUUCUUUUGUUGGUCCCUUGGUUUAUUUUGGUCUUUUUCUGACUGAUUUCCGUUGUCAUGAUUAAUGUGAAGAAUAAUAUGCACCCAAACCAACCAUCAUGUCCUGUUUAGAAAUAAAGUGUAUUUUUCCAUUUA